UACCUCACUACGUCAAAUAAAAACAAACAAUUUUCGUGUUUUUUUUGUUUAUAUAACCAACCUACGAACUUACUUCUUUCCUGACACUCAGUGAUUUAAUUUUACCAUUCAGGUAGUGUGGAUACAUUCAAAGCAAGUUCUGACGUUUUUUUGACCAUGUUCAAUUUUCCUUCUGGAUCCUGUUGGAGAAGACUGACAUGACAAUUGAAGACGACAUCACAUUGGCAGACUACCAAAAAAUGGAUGAGAAGGCACCGCCAACGUAUGACGAUACCAUGAAUGGUAACGUGAAUGGUGACGUUCCAGAUAACAGAAAUGGCAACGCCAAGAAAAAUUAUGAAAAUAAGGGGUUCGAUUCGAACGGAGAUGUAGGGGUCGAAAUCAAGGAUCCUGAAAAAGAUGGGAAGAAGAAGAAGAAGAAGGAUGAGGAACCCCCACCGCCAGCUGUGGGGGUGUUCGCAAUGUUCCGAUUCGGAACCUGCUUGGAUUACUUCUUGAUGAUCAUCGGCACAUUAGGAGCGAUGGGCCAUGGGGCGGCGCUGCCAUUGGUCUUGCUUUUCUUUGGCGAAAUGAUCGAUUCGUUUGCCGUCUACAGUCAGCUGGAGAAGAUUUUGAGCACAGUUAACUUCACGCAGUAUGGAACAACCAGGGAGGCAGCAUCCCAAAAUUACAGCAUUUUGUUCCCCAUCAUGUAUCAGGAAGGUUUCAACAAGACGGCUGCAGACCUCUUAGCGCAGGGAAGCGCCCCGUCCACUCUCAUGGACAGAUUGACAUAUUUUGCUAUUCUCUAUGUCGGUCUAGGUUGUGCCGUGCUGGUCGCGGCCUACCUGCAAAUCAUGUGCUGGCUGACGGCUUCCGAGCGCCAGUGCUGGAAAAUCCGCACUAGUUACUUCAGAUCGGUGAUGAAACAAGAAAUCGGUUGGUUCGACCUGACAGAGACAGGACAACUUGCUACGAGGCUUUCAGAUGACAUCAACAAAAUCAAGGAGGGUAUUGGUGAUAAGUUGGCAAACUUCUUCCAAUGGUUUACUACAUUCAUUGCUGGUAUCACCAUCGGUUUCGUGAACGGUUGGCUACUAACUCUGGUCAUCCUGGCAGUCAGUCCUCUGCUUGUUAUAUGUGCUGCUCUCAUGACCAAGCUUGCUGGCAGCUUGACAAGUAAGGAAUUGACAGCCUAUGCCAAGGCUGGUGGGGUGGCUGAAGAAGUGAUCAGCGCUAUACGGACUGUUGCAGCGUUCGGUGGCGAACAGAAGGAAGUAAAAAGAUAUGUUGGUAACUUGUCUGACGCCGAGAAAUUCGGUAUCAAGAAGGGCGUAACGAAUGGUCUGUCACUGGCGAGUGUCUGGGGUAUCAUGAUGUUGGCGUACGCCUUAGGAUUCUGGUACGGCUCCGUCCUGAUUCACGACGAGGCCAAGAACUACACUGUUGGACAGGUUAUCAUUGUGUUCUUCAGUGUUGUAUUCGCUGCCUUUGCCAUUGGACUUGCCACACCUAAUCUGCAUGCAUUUGCAACAGCAAGAGGGGCUGCGUUUGCCAUUCAUGCCUUGAUUGACAGAGAGUCAAAGAUUGACCCAACCUCUGAGGAGGGUGAACGGCCAGCAACCAUGGAGGGAAACGUCUUGUUCAAAAACGUGGAUUUCAUCUAUCCGUCUCGAGAAGAAGUGAAAGUGAUGGACAGAUUCAAUCUCACGAUCAAGCGAGGCCAGACUGUUGCUCUGUGUGGCCAAAGUGGAUGUGGCAAGAGUACUUCUGUCCAGUUGCUGCAACGAUUUUAUGAUCCAAUUGACGGACAGAUUCUUCUCGAUGGCCGGGACCUGAAGUCCCUGAAUAUCCAAUGGCUCCGUCAGCACAUUGGUGUCGUCAGUCAGGAACCGAUUCUGUUUGCGACAACCAUUGCCGAAAACAUCCGUUAUGGACGCGAUGGUGUCACCGACGAAGAGAUUGAGCAAGCAUGUCGGGAAUCAAACGCCCAUGACUUCAUCAGUGACCUACCCGAUAAAUACCAGACUCUUGUCGGAGAGCGUGGUGCCCAGCUAAGCGGCGGCCAAAAGCAGCGCAUUGCCAUUGCUCGGGCUCUCGUACGUGAUCCGAAGAUCCUACUCCUUGACGAAGCCACAUCUGCCCUGGACACAGAGAGUGAGUCUGUCGUGCAGGCAGCAUUGGAUAAGGUCAAGCAGGGUCGUACCACCCUGGUGGUAGCCCAUCGGCUGUCGACGAUUCAGAAUGCAGACAUCAUCGUUGGAAUCAAGGACGGCCAGAAUGUUGAGCAGGGAACGCACUCUGAGCUGAUGUUCCGGGAAGGUUUAUACUACAAUCUAGUCAUGGCACAGUCAAAGAAGAAGUCAAAGGAGGAGGAAGCAACUGAGCUUCAAAUUAUCGAAGAAUCAGAGUCUGACUCUGAUGAGCCCCUCCCCCCAACACCAUCCAAGACUCCCCUAAAGAAGUCGUCCAUUCGCAUGAAAUCUGGCAGGAAGCGAACCAUCUCAGGCAUGUCCGUGGCAUCUGAUGAAGAGAAGGGGGACGAUGAGAAAAAGGGAAAGGAUAACGAUGAAGAGCCAAAACCAUCGUUUGGACGUGUUUUGGCAAUGAACAAACCGGAAUGGGGAUACAUCGUUGGCGGGUGCUUUGCCUCCCUCAUCAACGGUGGGAUACAGCCUGCAUUCGCUAUCAUCUUUGCUGAAUUCAUUGGGGUAUUUGGAGAAACUAACCGGGACAUCCAGAGGGAGAGAGUCAACCUCUAUUGCAUCCUGUUUGUUUGCAUCGGUGUGUUGAUGUUCUUCUCGAUGUUCCUCCAGUCUUAUUUCUUCGCGAAAUCGGGAGAGGCUCUCACCAAGCGGCUGAGGCAACUGACGUUCACUGCGAUGUUAAAACAGGAAAUUGGAUACUUUGACAGCCCGAAAAAUUCCACUGGAGCGCUGACUACAAGGUUGGCUGUAGAUGCAUCUGCUGUUCAGGGGGCUACAGGAGUGCGGCUUGGCAGCAUUCUCCAGUCCAUUUCCAAUAUGGGAACAGCUCUGAUCAUCUCCUUCAUCUAUGGCUGGAAACUCACCCUCGUCAUUCUCGCAUUUGUACCGUUCAUCGCGGUCGGCGGGUUCGUCGAGAUGAAAAUCAUGGCGGGUGUUUCGAACAAGGAUAAAGAAGCUGUGGAGGAUGCUGGGAAGGUUGCUAUCGAGGGGAUAUCAAACAUUCGCACUGUCGCUCAGUUGACCAAGGAGACGAAGUUUAUGGACUUGUAUGCGGCAGGAUUGACACCUGUCCACAAAGCAUCCAUUAAGCAGGCACAUCUUAUUGGCUUUGUGUUUGGUCUGACACAGGCCAUCAUUGACUUUGUCCAUGCCGCAGCCUUCGCUUUCGGGGCCUACCUGAUUCAACAAAACGAGAUGGAUUUUACUAGCGUAUUCAAGGUGUUUGGGGCCAUUGUGUUCGGUGCCAUGGCUCUGGGCCAGGCAAGUUCCUUUGCCCCAGACUAUGGAAAAGCAGUCUCAGCCUCUGGUAGGAUAUUUGGACUCCUCGACAGGGAGCCUGAGAUUGACAGCUCAGAUCCAGAAGGAGAAAAACCGUCGGAUGUGGCCGGAGCAGUCGACCUGAAGGAUGUAAGAUUCCGCUACCCUACUCGGCCAAACGUUACCAUUCUACGAGGUCUUGAUGUUAGUGCCAAACCUGGCCAGGUGGUGGCGCUAGUAGGCAGCAGCGGCUGUGGCAAGAGUACAUGCGUCUCAAUUGUGGAAAGAUUCUAUGAGGCUGAGGGUGGGGAAGUGAUGAUUGAUGGAAAGAACAUUACGAAAUGGAACAUCAAGCAUCUCCGAUCACAGAUGGGUAUCGUAUCCCAGGAGCCAAUCCUCUUCGACCGGUCCAUCGCAGAGAAUAUCGCGUAUGGUGACAACACCCGAGAGGACAUCCCAAUGGCGGAGAUCAUCGCUGCGGCCAGGAAUGCGAACAUCCAUAGCUUCAUCGAGUCUCUACCAGAGGGUUACGAAACAAACUGUGGAGACAAGGGCACCCAAUUGAGUGGUGGGCAGAAACAGAGAGUAGCAAUUGCUCGUGCUCUCAUUAGGAAUCCCAAGAUUCUGCUCCUCGAUGAGGCCACGUCUGCUUUGGACAACGAGAGCGAAAAGGUUGUACAAGAAGCGCUGGACGCAGCCCAGAAGGGCCGGACCUCGAUCGUGAUUGCCCAUCGCCUCUCCACGAUCCGCAAUGCCGACAAGAUCUACGUUAUCCAACACGGCAAGGUGAAGGAAGUGGGGAAACAUGACGACCUUCUCGCAGCCAAAGGAAUUUACUACAAGCUGAAUAAUGUCCAGUUGCAGCAGAUCUAAAUCUUGGGAUGAAAUUUGUCGUGAUUUUCAUUAUCUUUUGUGUGGAGUGAACACAUAUGCUGGCCGUAAAGACUUCUUUUUCCAAACAGUUGAUUGAAUUGGUUAAAAGUGUAAUUCCAUGACAGUGAGUUUGGUUCAGGUGUUAUUUUUGUUACGGCCAAGCAUUCAACGGAUGGCAUUAGUCAAAUUGACAAUGUUAUGUAUUACAAUAUAAUAUCACCUGUCUAGUUUGAGUAGUUCUACGUUUAUGCGAGUGAGUGUGUAUUGAAACUUUCCCUCAUUACAUGUAUGUGUUACAUAUUAGACUGUGAACACCCUUAACUGGAUUUGAUAGAUUGAACCAUACUUAAGCUGUAUUUACCUUUAUUACAAUGUGCAUGUCCCUCAAAGAAAACACACUUUUAUUUUUGUAUGUGCUGGUACGCGUGCGUACAUGUAUAAGGCAACCUUUCUAUCUUUACUUCAGUGUAUUAUUAUAUUUCAAACUUUUUACAUUUGUAUUUCAAAUUGCGGGUAUUAAAAUUAAGAGGUAAUUACUAAGGUACCUUUCCACCACAUUGAGACAAAGAAGUAAGGCUAUUGAUGUGCUGGAUAAAAUAGUUUUGUGACGAUUCUACUUCUAGUACAUGCACUCCACUUUUUGUCUUAGUACAUAUAUGUGCCCUUUUUGUCACACCCACAUCUUGCCAGAAGUGUAUUUCAGAUUUUAUCCAGUAUUAUCCAGUUGGGAUUCCAUGACACAUAUCAGUCUUUGUUAGCUCAGUCACUUUAAUAUACUUUGUGUUCUAGAAGAUUGUUCUUUCCAAUUGUUUUAACUCUUUCAGUGCCAAGGACGUACAUGUACGUCCUAAAUAUUAAGGUAUUUUAGUUCCUCCAGACGACACCAGAUGUCCCCAGCUACUCAAAUGUGGUUCAUAUGGUUUCUCUGGCCUGGGGCGUCCAAAUUGAAUAAUUUUUUCGACUGAGAGGGUGGGGUGGGGUUUGCCACCCCUCAUUUUGGGUGAAAAAUGGUGAAAAUCGGCCAAAAAUACCACUCCCUCAAAAAAAUUUAGAGCAUAAUCCUAGUAUGCCCCUACUUAUUACUGCUGUUUUAUUGAAACAGGAGGUAAAGACAAAGGUUUUGAAGAAUUUUGAUGAGUGUAUCUCAAUUAUUUUUGUGAGAUUUUGGGUAGUGACAAUGCCCAAAAAUGCCCAAAUCCUGGGCACUGAAAGAGUUAAUGCACCUGCGUAUUCUAGCCACAAAUAUAGAAAGUGUGUGGAUUUAUCGGCUAGAGUGUGCAUAUUAUAUGAUAGAUUUUGUAAAGACAUGUUUAUGUGAUUUUGUGGGGUUUUUAUAUGUUUCUUUUGGCUUAUGUUUGUACAUGUAUAGCAUUGUUUUACUCGAGUAAGUAAUCUUUGUUGCCUCGCUGUGCACCAGUCAUAUAGGCAAGAGUACAAAUGUAGAUUAUAGUCCUCUUAGAUAGAUUAAUCCCUAAUGCAUAUUCUUAAUCCAUAUGGGAUAAAAUUUAGGUCUAAAAAAUUAUUACAUGUUCUUUGAUUCAUGAAUAACUCAGGUACUCCUUUAUAAAUCACAUACAGGCAACUAUAAAUUUUGAAACAAAUUUAUGCAGUGAAUUGUUACUUUGGUCUUUGGGCUCUGUUAAGUUUGAGUCGAAAACAGUGAUUAUUCAAAUUCAGGCAUUGAAAAUUUGUGUGUUGUUGGUUGUUGUUUGUAUUGGAAGCUCGAACAGACAUACAUGUAUCUCUGUUGAUGUUGUCUCAUUGCACAAACCACAUUUAAUGAUAAGAUGUUCAAAGAUAUUAUGAAACGUACUUUAAUUGGAGUUGUGAGGGACUUUUCUCCUCUCAUGAAGUGACUCAAUCUCUCAUGCUGUGAUGACAGAAUUCCCUCCGAUACCAAAAUUAUCCUGUCCUUUUUACUGACCACAAGAAACUGAAAGUUUUGAUCUGAUGCAAACCUUUCCCCCCUCUUUCUAAUCUCACAUCAGUCCCGAUCAUUUCCAGAUUCAAGAGCUUUCUCUGUAAUUGUGACUUAUCACAGUGAAAUCAGGCCCAUGUUGCAUGAAAGAUAAGCCUAAACAGCAUCAAGAUACAAUGGCAGAAAAAUUUAUAUUUUCGGAUUUCACAAAAGGCAGGUCUCCAAAAAUGAAACAAACCACCAGUGCGUCUCAAACUGCCAAGCUUUAGAGCGCCUCGUUUUCCUAUGACGGGUCACAAUUAUUGAUGAAUGUACAGAUUUUGGGAGUUUCCUGGACAGAUUACAAAAUCCAUCCAAAAAAGCGCGUAUGCAUUUCUGUGAGCUGGUGACCUUUAUGUAACAAUUACUGAUGUUACUGUUCAGGGAUGUAUAUGCAUCAAAUGUUGAGUCAAUUCAAACACUGUCCAGAUCAAACCACUACUGGCAGAGUACCAAUCACUAGCAAUUUCUCUAACAAUGGAAUCUCUACUUAGUCUUUCAAUUUAUAAAUGAGACGUCCAUUACAACUACAUCUGCUUGUACUUAUUUCAUUAGUUGUGUAUUUGGACAAGAAUAUCUAUUUUGGGAGAGGAAAUUUUGGAAAUGUAAAAAUUUGAUAUAUGUUCAAUUUUUGUUGCCUUAAUGAUAUCCUGUCAAUUCUCUGAACAUCUCAAUUUGUUAUAACUUUUAAUGAAUGAUCAAUAGAUUAAUUUAAAAUAUCAUUUAAUGCAUACUGAUAUCUUCAUACUAAUUCCUUGUUCUUUCGUAUAAUUUGUGUUGUAUUUAAGUAAAUCACUGACCAAGAUCACAAUAAACAAUUAUAAUAGUUAU
Molecule: messenger RNA, 7104 nt
Organism: Lineus longissimus
Lineage: Eukaryota; Metazoa; Nemertea; Pilidiophora; Heteronemertea; Lineidae
Product: ATP-dependent translocase ABCB1-like
Exons: 26
Coding region: 198-4316 (1372 amino acids)
Biological process (GO): transmembrane transport
Cellular component (GO): plasma membrane
Molecular function (GO): ATP hydrolysis activity; ATP binding; ABC-type transporter activity
Source: RefSeq, a predicted model, not a curated record